UCAGAAAGUGUUUUGUAUCAUUCAUAACUCGAUUAGACUACUCCGCAAAAACAAUAUGGAAGCUUUGAGGAUCAGCAUCACGAAUAAAAUACAUAAGAUAGUUUUGGACUCUCCUAGAUCAAAGAAUGCCAUAUCACUAAAAAUGUAUGAGGGCAUAACUAAAGCCUUGAAUUCUACGUCAGACAAUGAAUCAGUUGUAGCAACCGUUAUAACGGGGUCUGGAGAUUUCUACAGCAGUGGCAACGAUAUUAAAGGAUAUAUGGUCGAUGGAUUUGAUUUCGAGAAACAGAGUCAGGAGGCUGCUUCAAUCCUUGAGAAAUUUGUCGCAUCGUUUGUAAACCAUUCAAAGAUUCUAAUUGCUGUUGUAAAUGGCCCCGCCAUUGGCAUAGCAGCUACCACUCUGGCGCUUUGUGAUUAUGUCGUUGCGUCAGACAAGGCAUAUUUCUACACGCCAUUCACAUCACUUGGUCUCUCACCUGAGGGUUGCUCAACAUUUACUUUUCCACGUCUUCUAGGCACAAGAAAGGCUACUCAGAUGCUUCUAUUCAAUCACAAGUUAUCUGCGCAAGAAGCACUUCAACAUGGCUUUGUGGACAAGGUGAUGCCUCACUCAGACAUCAAUGACGCGUGGGCCCAUAUCGAUCAACUUCUCGAUGUUUCUUAUGAGUCUCUGUUGAGUGCAAAAAAAUUGUUGAGAGAUAGAGAUCGUGAUGUACUUCUCAAAGCAAACGCAGCGGAAUGUGAAGCCUUGGUUGAAAGAUGGAAAUCAGAGGACUUCAUCCAGCAACUGAUGAAUUUCCUCAAUAAGAAAGCAAAGUUAUGAUUUUGACUUAUUGCCUCUAUUACUUGAUGCAUCACUAUUUUAUGGUUUACGUUUUAUAGAUCAGGAGAAAUCAUGCAAUAUCAUAAUUUUUGUGGUUUAUGGUCCAAAUCAUUUUAUGCUAUUUUUUUAAUAUUUCAUUAGGUGUAGGCAAGGUUAUUAGAAUCAUGUAUUCUAUGUUUAUCUAGGAUACAAGAAUAAUUUAUUAAUACUAUACAUCACAUUUUCUUGAAGAUUUUUGUAAAAUUAGUUUGAACAUUGUAUCUAGACCUAAUUUGAUCAUAUUGUUGAAAAUGAGGCAAUGUGAACUAUUAAUAAGAAUAGUUAUUAUUUAUCACCUUACUUGUUUAAAAAAUAAGCUUACCAAACAUAAAGGCAUACAUUUAUAAACAUCACACUUUGUCAAAGAUGACAAUUUCUAUAUGAAACAUCACAUAAGAUAAAUUAGAAAUAAGUUACAUUUUAUAAAAUAAAACAUAAGACUGAGUGACAUCGAAACUUGAAAAAACGAAUAGUCUUUGUAUAUUGUUAUAUAUUAUCUGUUAGAAAUCUCUGUUUGGAUUGUGUCAAGUUUUAACUAUUAAAUUAUCAAUAAAGUUUAGAAAAUUUAGAUUCACAAUCCACUAUUUUAGAAAUUUUACUUGAUGUUUUUAUGAGGCUGUUUAUUUUUUAUACAUAUUGUUUUACAUAAUUAUUUCUAAGAAUUGUUGAAUAAAAAAUGGUUUUUGAAUUCA
Nilaparvata lugens (brown planthopper) is the source of this 1554-nucleotide messenger RNA. It is a transcript of the gene Dci, whose product is annotated as enoyl-CoA delta isomerase 2. The record is from RefSeq and is a predicted model, not a curated record. Lineage: Eukaryota; Metazoa; Arthropoda; Insecta; Hemiptera; Delphacidae. The transcript is spliced from 7 exons. Bases 56 to 823 code for a protein of 255 amino acids.